Labeo rohita (rohu) is the source of this 756-nucleotide messenger RNA. RefSeq names its product family with sequence similarity 174 member C (gene fam174c). The transcript is spliced from 3 exons. Bases 328 to 738 code for a protein of 136 amino acids. Gene Ontology annotation, cellular component: extracellular region. NCBI's taxonomy places the organism in Eukaryota, Metazoa, Chordata, Actinopteri, Cypriniformes, Cyprinidae. The record is from RefSeq and is a predicted model, not a curated record.
GCUCGCGCAACGCGGUCAGAGCAGUUUAAGUAGCUACCGUUUGACGUAUUUGCGAAAAGUACGAUUCAAACAUCAAAAUUAUCACUACAGCCAUAUUUUCAAAGUAAUACGAUAUUAUGUUUUAACUUCUGAAAAGGAACACAUCCGCUCAUGCUCUCAGAUGGGAACCUGAUCUCGUUCUUCGUUCCCCUCAGGACGCAAUUUACCGUAACACUACGUGUGUUGUCGUCUUCAAUCAGGAAGAGGAACUGGAUUUAGUCGUUAAAGCCACUUCAUAUUUGUCUGUAGGUCUUCUUUUGCCUUUAAAAAUCACGAACUCAAGCUACAAUGACACAUUUAAGAGUUCUGCCACUGGUUUUGACUUUGUGGGUUGUUUCCUUCGCCGAUGACACGGACAAAAAGUCUAACACUACUGGACCACCCGCACUUAAGAACACUUCCAGCAUCAGCAUCAGCACAGGAGACUCUCACAAAUAUACCACCACUAACGGUACACACACAAAAAUGGGCUUCAAUCUGGACGGCGCGAUGAUAAACAGGGCUCUGUAUGUUUUGAUCGGGAUCACAGCAAUCGGAGUUUUGUAUUUCUUAGUGAGAGCGGUCCGUCUGAAGAAAACAGGCAUUCAGAGAAAGAAAUACGGGCUCCUGUCAAACUAUGACGACACAAUGGAAAUGGCCCACCUUGAAAGCGAUGAGGAUGAUACCACUGUUUACGAAGCCAAAUCUUUGAGAAGAUGAAUCUCUGGGGGUGUCUGG